GGUUCGGGUUCGGCUUCGAAUUCGGGCCAAAUUUAUUUGUGUGGCUUGUUUGUAAAUAACACGAACUCGCCGGGUGAAAGUAGAAGAUGCUCCGCCACCGUCCGCCGCCAUGCCGAGAUCCGCGCCCGCACGAAUCUCGACGCGCGUCGUCUCCCUCCUCCGCUCCUCCUCCUCCUCCGCCACCAAACCCUACCCCCACCUCCUCCAAAUCCACGCCCUCAUGGUCAAAUCCGCCCUCGACCUCCUCCCCUUCCCCACCAGCCUCCUCCUCUCCGCCGCCGCCGCCGCCGAAGCAGGUGGCGGCGCCGCCGAUUCCGCCUCCGCCGCAUUCAUCUACGCCCGCGCCAUCUUCCGCUUCAUCCCCGCCCCCAACCUCUUCCAGUACAACACCAUGCUCCGCUCCUACGCCGCCCUCGCCCUCCGCCACCACCCCCUCCUCCUCUCCGAAGCCCUCGCCCUCUUCAAAACCCUAAUGACCGAACCCCUCCCCUUGGACCAGUUCCCCUUCGUCUCCGUCCUCAAGCUCUCUGCCCGGUGCCGCACCCUCCCCCUGGGGAAGCAGGUUCAUGGGCUCGUCGCAAAGUCCGGUUUUGAUGUGUACCCCAAUGUGUGGAACACCCUCAUCCAUUUCUACUGUUGCUGUGGAGAAAUGUGCGAUGCCCAUACUAUGUUCGACGAAAUGCCCCAGAGAAGAGAUAUGGUUUCUUGGGCCGCGCUUAUAAAUGGGUAUGGUCAGGUGUCGGAGACGAAGAAGGCAAUGAGUCUGUUUAGAGAUGUGGUGUCCUCUUGUUCGGAGGUCAAUGCCGCUUCGAUCGUCAGUGCGCUCUCAGCCUCUGUAGAAUUCGGUUCCUUAUGUGGUGAGUGUUUGCAUGGGUAUUGCAUAAAGAUCGGAUUUUGCUCGGAGUUAAACGUCGCCACCGCAAUCAUGUCUGUGUACGUGAAAUUUGGCUGCAUGGAUUAUGCUCGGAAAGUGUUUGAUAGUGUACAAAGAAGAGACUUGGUUUUGUACAAUUGCAUGGUGGACGGCUACGCAAAAAAGGGUCUUGUAGAAGAAUCCUUGGGCUUGAUAGAGAAGAUGAGGCGCGAAAGGGCAAAACCUAAUUCUUCUACUUUCGUGGGGUUGCUUUCGGCUUGCGCUUCUUCGGGGGCUUUAGUUGUAGGUCGGCGAAUUCAUGAGUUUGUUAAAGAGGAGGAUAUUGAGUUGGAUUCAGCUCUAGGAACAGCACUUGUGGACAUGUACUCGAAAACCGGAUGCAUCAUUGAUGCCAAUAAAGUGUUUGAUGAAAUGCCGGAAAGAGAUGUGAAGGCAUGGACUGCUAUGAUCAUGGGAUUUGGCUUCCACGGGCGGGCUGAAGCCGCCCUUAGCCUCUUUUAUAGGAUGGAAAGUGAAAAAGCGCUUCCUAACGAAGUCACUUUUCUAGCAGUCCUCAGUGCCUGUAGCCACGGCGGGCUGGUGGCAGAAGCCAAGAAGUGCUUCGAGAAAAUGGUGAGGGAUUAUAAGCUUUCUCCGAAGCCCGAGCACUACGGGUGUGUGAUCGAUCUACUGGGGAGAGCAGGGCGGUUGGAAGAAGCACAUGAGCUUAUAAAAGGGCUUCCUUCAGAAGCCGAUGACAUGGCUUGGAGGGCUUUGCUUGCAGCCUGCAGGGUGCAUGGGAAUGUCGAGUUGGGGGAGACGGUGCGGAGGUAUUUGGUAGGGUUAGGGGAUGAGCAUCCGGCGGAUUCGGUCGUUUUGUCAAGCACUUAUGCAGGAGCAGGGAUGUGGGACGCCAUUGCAAAAGCGAGAGAGUUUGAAGGGCACAAGAUGGUGAAGAAGGAAGCUGGUUGCAGCUCCAUUGAGAUGGCUUGUUAGUAAACCUGAGCACAAUGGACCAAACCCAAUUCACUAGGCCGCGCUAAGUCUGAAAAACUCGAGGCCCGAAAAAAUUUCCGGCGUGGUUCAGAUCUUUGAUCCUUUUUCAUGGUCAGUCGACUCGCCCAUCUUGGCUUUUUGUAGCCCUUCUGAAACUGGCUCAAGCUUAAAACAUCUUGGCUAGUGCUUGUUCUACAUAACUGGAGCUUCUGGAGAAGCACUGUUGAGUAAAGCUAUCGAAAAGGGCAAUAACAGCUUUUCCGACAGUAUCUCUCUAACUACUUCCCGUGUUUAGGGGGUUUCGAAUGCUUAUGUUCCAGUAAAAGCUAUAUAAAUUUGUUUGUCGGGCAUUUAACUGUUGCUUUUUAAGUAGAGAAGCUGUUCUAAAAGCCAAGCCAAAUAGGUACUCUGCAGUUGUUAAAAUAAGAACAAAAAGAAUGAACGAAAUUUUGAGCCUUUGGGUGUUGGCAGAGUAGGUAUAAAGUGUUGUAAAGUAUGAUCAUUUGACUCAAUUUGUGAGUACAGCUUAUAUAAGAUUCCUUUGUCUAGCUGAUAACUUGAAUAACUGUAUCAUAUUUUGCUUGUAAUUGAAAGUGAAUUCUAAUAAUUAAGAAUGGCCAAAUUAGUUUUGUA
Ananas comosus (pineapple) is the source of this 2482-nucleotide messenger RNA. Its product is annotated as pentatricopeptide repeat-containing protein At1g26900, mitochondrial. Gene Ontology annotation, biological process: RNA modification. NCBI's taxonomy places the organism in Eukaryota, Viridiplantae, Streptophyta, Magnoliopsida, Poales, Bromeliaceae. The record is from RefSeq and is a predicted model, not a curated record. Bases 110 to 1849 code for a protein of 579 amino acids. Gene Ontology annotation, molecular function: RNA binding; protein binding. The transcript has a single exon.